Messenger RNA from Priceomyces carsonii, 816 nucleotides. RefSeq names its product DNA-directed RNA polymerase III subunit. Gene Ontology annotation, cellular component: RNA polymerase III complex; nucleus. The record is from RefSeq and is a predicted model, not a curated record. Lineage: Eukaryota; Fungi; Ascomycota; Pichiomycetes; Serinales; Debaryomycetaceae. The transcript has a single exon. The coding region runs from base 1 to 816 and encodes 271 amino acids. Gene Ontology annotation, biological process: tRNA transcription by RNA polymerase III.
AUGUCGCAUUCUAAAGAUGUUGGUAAGUCUUUAUUCAUCGAUGAUGAUCAUGAAAUGGAAGAAGAAUCAAUAUCUGAUGAACCAUCCCAAAAUAUAAAAAACAAGGCAAAGGAAGAUGAGGAUCCCGUGAUAGAAUCCAUUCCUAUUGUAUUAAGUAAGACUCCUAGGUCCAGUCAAACAGUACAUGCUUUCCAAUAUCAAGGAAGGCCAAAAACACAUCCUUUUAAAGAGACGCGAUUAAAGGCAUCAAUAAAAAAAGAAUCAAACUUCGUUGAAAUGCAAGUGCCAAUAAAUACUCACAAAUUCUACGACAUAUCAAGAUCAGAAGAAUGGGGCAGUGAAAUGAGUAAGCAGCGGUUACAUGGAGUUUUAAAUAAGACAAAUGGAGGAAUGUAUGUUGGUCAGUUGGUCAAAUCCGGUGAAAGCAAGAAAUUGGUUUUGACUCCAGUUGAUAGUACAGUGCAGCUCAGACCCGUAUUUUCUUACUUAGACGAGCUAGAUGCAUCCAGAGCGCUCGAUAAGAAAUCUGAGGUUGUUGACCAUCUGAAAUCUUCAAGUAUACAAAUUUUACAAACAUCUGCAAAGUCAAAUUCACUGGCGCCGCAUAAUGACGCGUAUGGAAAUGUCACAUUAGGAGAGUCAUUAAAACAUUUGAAGAAAUUUGAAGAGGAAGAAUGGUCUGCUUUGUCCUGCAAAGCUCCAAGCGACCAAGAUUCUGUAGAGUUGAAACUGCAAAUACAAAAUGGAGGUAAUGGAGUGAAAUUGAGAUGCAACUCCAAUAUGGAUAGUUAUUUAAGUUCAUUGAUUAGCUCUUGA